GCUCAUGCAAUAGAAUAAAAGGGGAGACCAAAGAUCAAGGCAGUGGAUGGAAGUGCAUGAGACUGGCUGGCAAACACAUUCUGAGCAUGUCUGAAUCAGAUAUAACAUAUUUCACUCAUAAGGGGAUCUUGUUCACCCCUGUGGGAACUUCAGUGGAAAUAUUGAAUUAUGUGGAAAAUGAAUUCCAGUUGUUCGAUGAUGAUGUUGUGACUGUCACAUAUCCAAAGUCAGGUACCAAUUGGAUGUUGGAGAUCUUGGGUUUGAUUCAACAUGGUGGGGAUCCAUCAUGGGUUCGCAGUACCCCAGUAUGGGAUCGAUGCCCGUGGAUUGAGGUCCAUGACUGCCACCAAAAAGCCUUGAAAGACCUUCCACCCAGGCUUCUCACUUCUCAUCUGCCAUUCCAGCUGUUCCCUAAAUCUUUUAUUCACUCCAAGGCCAAGAUUAUCUAUGUCUUGCGUAACCCUAAAGAUGUGCUAGUUUCAAGCUACCACUUUUCCAAGUUCUUUAAAGUAUUCGAGGAUCCUGGGGCUACAGAAGAAUUCUUGGAAAAAUUCCUGAGAGGGAAUGUUGCAUAUGGUUCCUGGUUUGACCAUGUGAGAGGCUGGAUGGAGUUGAAAGACAGACCAAACUUCUUCUUGUUCACCUAUGAAGACCUACAAAAGAAUCUACCGGGCAAUGUGGAGAAGCUCUCUCAGAUCCUUGGAAAGAACCUGAACAGCCAGCAGAUAAACGCUGUGGUAGAAAAUGCCUCUUUCCAUAAGAUGAAGGAUAACAACAUGUCCAACUUCACUCAGUCACCACUUUUCAAUCAGAGCACAGGAAAGUUCAUGAGGAAAGGGAUCUCUGGUGAUUGGAAGAACCACCUGACCGUGGCCCAGAAUGAAUACUUUGACCGUGUGUAUCAGGAGAAAAUGCAGGACAUAAAGACAAUCCCAGUAUGGGAGUGAAGAAUACCAGAUGUUCUGUAUGCAAACAUUCUUAUCUCUCCAAGGUUUUGGGCAUCAUGAUAGUAAAUAUAAGAAGCUUAUUCAAAAGUUUUUUUUAUUGCUGUAGAACAAAUUACUCCAAGAUAUCAGCAAAUAAAAGGAGGCAUUAUGUUUUGAAUAGUAGAAAAGCCUAAAGGUUAAUACUGUGCUAUAUUCUGAAUGGUUAGCCUAAAGGGUUAGCACUGUCCCAUGAUUUAUCAUUGAUAUAUCAUAGAUUGAAACCACUGUUGAAAUCCUGCAUCAAAAAUGGGAUGUUAAAAUCUAUACCUUGUCUUCCAUCUCUCCUUCCUCGAAACCCACCUUUUUCAUCCUGCCCCACUCUUUUUUGAUGUGCCAUGGGCUGCUGCUGUAGAAAGAUGCUGGCUAAUGCCUCUGGGUACAAAUCAAAUGACAACAUCGUCCUUUGAAAUCUUGCAGAAGAUGCCCAACAACCUCUCUAGAGUUGUUUAAUUAUCACCUUGGAUAUUCACAAAUUAAAUAAAACUAAACUCACAACAUUUA
Molecule: messenger RNA, 1487 nt
Organism: Anolis sagrei ordinatus
Lineage: Eukaryota; Metazoa; Chordata; Lepidosauria; Squamata; Anolidae
Product: sulfotransferase 2A1-like
Biological process (GO): sulfation
Cellular component (GO): cytoplasm
Molecular function (GO): sulfotransferase activity
Source: RefSeq, a predicted model, not a curated record